Messenger RNA from Psammomys obesus (fat sand rat), 3857 nucleotides. It is a transcript of the gene Raver2, whose product is annotated as ribonucleoprotein, PTB binding 2. Gene Ontology annotation, molecular function: RNA binding. The transcript is spliced from 12 exons. Lineage: Eukaryota; Metazoa; Chordata; Mammalia; Rodentia; Muridae. The record is from RefSeq and is a predicted model, not a curated record. Bases 1 to 2022 code for a protein of 673 amino acids. Gene Ontology annotation, cellular component: ribonucleoprotein complex.
AUGGCGGCGCGGGGAGGCGGCGCGGGGGGCGCGGGCCCGGAAUCCGGACCCCGUGCCGGGGCGGAGGGAGAGGCCGCGGAGCCCGCGCUGCGCCCGGGGGAGGUGGCCACGCUGCACCCUCAGGAGGUGGCCGCGCGGCUGCAGCGGAUGCGACGGGAACUGAGCAACCGGCGGAAAAUCCUGGUGAAAAACCUGCCCCAGGACAGCAGCUCCCAGGAGGUUCAUGAGUUAUUACAGGACUAUGAGCUAAAGUAUUGCUAUGUGGACAGGAAUAAACGCACAGCUUUUGUUACCUUACUGAACGGGGAGCAAGCGCAGAGUGCGAUCCGGAGGUUCCACCAGUUUUCCUUUCGAGGCAGAGAGUUGAGCGUGCAGCUGCAGCCCACGGAUGCCCUGCUGUGCAUCACCAACCUGCCCGUCUCCUUCACCUUAGAAGAGUUUGAAGAGCUCGUCCGGGCGUACGGGAAUGUCGAGAGGUGCUUUCUGGUUUACAGUGAAGUUACUGGCCACUCCAAAGGCUACGGGUUUGUGGAAUACAUGAAGAAGGACUUCGCGGCCAAGGCCAGACUGGAGCUGUUGGGCCGGCAGCUGGGCGCGUCGGCGCUGUUUGCACAGUGGAUGGAUGUUAAUCUCUUGGCCUCGGAGCUCAUCCAUUCCAAGUGCCUUUGUAUAGACAAACUCCCCAGUGACUACAGGGAUUCAGAAGAGCUCUUGCAACUUUUUUCCAGUGUCCAUAAACCUGUGUUCUGCCAGCUUGCACAGGAUGAAGGCGGUCAAGACAGUUGCUUUGCAGUGGUCGAAUAUAGCACCGCGGAGCAUGCCGAAGAGGUUCAGCAGGUGGCAGAUGGCAUCACCAUCAAGGGGAGCCAAGUCCAGCUGUCCUUCUGCGCCCCAGGAGCGUCAGGGCGAAGCACUCUAGCGGCCCUCAUAGCGGCUCAGCGCGUGAUGCACAGUAACCGGAAGGGAUUACUGCCAGAGCCAAAUCCAGUACAGAUUAUGAAAAGUUUAAACAACCCCGCCAUGCUACAAGUUCUUCUGCAGCCGCAGCUGUGCGGACGAGCGGCGAAGCCAGUUCUCGGAGUCGCACCCAGCUUGUCUCAUCUGCUGAGUCCGUCCCUCCCCUCCGCGCUGUUGCACUUCAGUAAAGCACAGCAGAACUCGGCUGUGGGUACCGCCUCGCCCUUACUCCUUCAGAGUCUGUCUCACAUACCCCUGGUACAGCCACAGUUGGUGAAGUUUGACAGUGCCCACACCAACAACAAGCCUGGCUUGCUGGGAGAGCCUCCUGCCAUGGUGCUGCAGCCUGCCCUAGCAAUAGGGUCAGCGCUCCCACUGAAAAUGGACCUGGGACAACAUGGAGAAGCACACAAAACAUCUAAUCUGAUUCCACCUCAAACGACCCUGGCAGCCGGGCUGGGCAUGUUGCCAUUCUUCCCACAACAGCUCCCUGCUGGGCAAGCCAGGCCGGGGCGUGGGACCCCUCAGGAGAAGCAGUCAGCCUCAGCGAGCAUCAGCGAAGCUACUUUCUCGGGGUUGAAGCAUUAUCUGCAGACCUUCCCCGGCCUUCCCACUGGAGGCCCACUGACAGGUCACCAGAAGACACAGCAAAGCCAGCCAAAAGGCACAGAGGCUGCCUCUAAGAAUCAGACUUCACUCUUGGGAGAACCACCAAAAGAAAUUCGGCUCAGUACAAAUCCGUAUUUGAAUUUGGCAAGUGUGUUACCCAGUGUGUGCCUAUCUGCUGCAGGGAAAGGCAUGCCACAGAAGACUGGAAUUGCAAGCAACAUUCUGGACGCGAUCUCUCAGGGAAGUGAGUCCCAGCCCACACUGGAGAAGUGCAUCACUCAUUCUCCACCUUUCGAGGAUUAUGCCCAGGUAUCUUCUCUGAGAAAUGAGAAGCGAGGCUCCUCCUAUCUCAUCUCUGCCCCAGAAGCGGGCCCAGUAGAAGUGGCUGGCCAGCACCCUCAGGACACAGGCGUGAGCUACACAGAGACCUACUUGAAAAAGAAGCGUGUGUACUGAGCUGGGUGGCUCCUGCCACCUGCGGCGGUGCUCCGGAGGGGCUGCUGCUCAUCGCUGCCUUAACUUCAUUCACACUAGCCAUAUCCUUUCAAUACGGGUUUCUGACUUCCUAAAAGGAACUGUCAUGCAGCAGGCAGAUCAGCCAAAUACCCGACUAGCAAUAAGAAACGUCACUGGCUGAGGGCAUUUCCCACUAGCAUUACAUGUGUCUUAACCCAUGUGGUAACGACUCUGCUCACCAGAAACUCAGCAUUCCAAUAGUCCUUGUUUCGGGCCUGGGAACAAUUUUGACAUCAUAUAUGAGUCUGAAGCAAUAAAUGGGAAACUGUUGUUUCCUUAGCCUUAGGAUGAAUUUAUCAGCCGAUGUGCAUUUACCAUACUCUCCCUAGAAUACCCUCAUCUGUCUGUCCUCAUACUCCAAGGGCGGCAGUCCCACCCAUGCAGGGGCGAUACUAGACAGACGCUCUCGUGUUGACGCCAUUAGCGCCACAAGGCCACUCAGUACCAACUCAGUGCAGAGUGACGGCAACAUCACUUCAGAUGUUUAACCUAUGAGGUGUCACUUACAAUUUAUACCUUUUGUGGAAACAGUAUUACAGGAAAAGUAACUUCGGUUAAAUAAAUGCAAGGGUUAGCAAAGUACAGACGAGGGCCACAUGGAAUCCUCCACCUAGCUCUGUGUUGCCCGUGGACCAGUGAUUACAUGUCUACAUGUCUGGAGCUAAGGGAGAACUUCAACACGGAACUGCGAUUUCAUUGUCCCCAAGAUUGCAUUUGGAACACAGUGAAGCGCACUCAUUUACACAAUGGGAACAGAGAGCCUCUCCCAUCCUUCCUAAGGUUUGCUGACCUGUCUCCCUAUUCCUUUUAUCUAUGUAAGACAUGUGGAUGGCAUGGAGGCUAGGUUUCUAUGCCAUUCCACAGCAUACAGGAGUGAAGGUCUCAUUAGACAGGGCCAUGACAUGGCAGAGCUGUCCACACCGCCACUUCUGAGGGAGUAUAUGGGACAAUUCUGAGCUAAUAAGCUCUACCUCACUCUGGUUUAUUAGUCAUUCUUUGGUAGUUAAGCUGAGAGACAAUGGAUAUUUAAUCCAAUUUACUUCUGAAAGAAUGUUUGUCUUUAUUAAUGUGACUUUUGACCUCACCAUUUUCUGAAGAUCUUAGUGUUGAGAGGGACCUUUUUUCCAUCUAGAAAUGUCUGUUUGUUCAUCGUAAAGAGACUCUAACCAAUAAAGUUUGGGGUCUCAGUGAUCCUAGUCUGUAGGAUCAGAUCAUUAAAAUACCUUAUUUGGGGGACUUAUCAUUUUUGACUACGAUAUAGAUCUCCAGCAUUAAUUGUAAUGUCUAAAACUGCUACAUGUUAUAUGCUUUAUAAUGAAUAUUAGUUGGGCUAACUUAUUACAUAUACCAGCUUCCACUGAAAAAUGACAGCUGAAAAUUUAAGACAAUCCUAAGCAUACUACCUAUAAAUGACUGACCACUAUGAGGCACACAGCAGAUGACUAAUGGCUUGUCCAUGCCCUGCACUUCCCCUGCCUUUUGCUGUCUUCACGUGAACGGAGCAUGGGAAGGAUUGUGACUGCUACAUUGGAGCUGUAAAGUGAGGAGGAAACAGCAGAGGGAAUGUAAAGACGCUUUCCAUUACAUGUGGGUCCUCCUCCAUACCAGCCUGUGCCCAUUAUUACUGGACAGAAGAGAAGUGCAAAUCAAGUGACGUUAGUACAAGGUCAUUACAACCAACCCCCAGAAAUCUAGGCUGUUAUUUUUCUAUGUCACCUAAUGUUUUGAAAUGUUUCAAAAUGCAAGCUUAAUAUUAAAAGGCAUAUGCAUGUGAA